UACCUAGGUGGGUAGCGAACUCGGGGGACGGUCGCAAAUCGCAAAUCGCUUAUCAUCUAUCACCCCACCUUCGGACCUCAAGAUUUCCUAGAAACUUGACACAAUUUCACAUUGCGACCAGUUGCAAUUCAUGCGCCCGAGUUCUUCAUUUAAGGGGAAAUGCCUCGGGAUCCCUUAAUCGGCCUUGUGGGCAAGCCCUCCGCCGGGAAAAGCACAACGCUGAACAGUUUGACCGAUGCAACAUCCAAAGUUGGAAACUAUCCUUUCACCACGAUCGAUCCCCAACGAGCCAUCGGGUAUCUCCAAAUAACAUGCGCCUGCGAGCGAUUUGGCGUCCAAGAUAAAUGCAAGCCUAACUAUGGAUCAUGUGUCGACGGCCGCCGUUCUGUACCCAUCGAGCUUCUCGACGUAGCUGGACUCGUUCCCGGUGCGCACGAAGGCAAAGGACUCGGCAACAAGUUUUUAGACGAUCUUCGCCACGCCGAUGCAUUGAUACAUGUCGUGGAUGCGAGUGGAAGGACAAAUGCUGAGGGCGAAAAUACACGAGGCUAUGAUCCUUCCCAAGAUAUAGCUUGGUUGCGCAGCGAGAUUGUUGCUUGGAUCAAGGGGAACCUAUGGGAGAAAUGGGGUUCCAUAAAGCGGCGCCACGUCGCUACCAAAGCCACCGCUGUCGAAACCCUACAGGGACAAUUCUCUGGUUACGGAAGUACAGCUUCUGUGGUAGCCCGGACAUUGGAUCGCCUUGGCCUGAAGGAGCCGCUCGAGAGCUGGAGCGAGGAAACUGUAGAUCGUGUAGUCAGCGCGUUUACAGACGAAAAAUUCCCUACUGUGAUUGCGCUGAAUAAGAUUGACGAUUCCGACGCUUAUACGAACCUCAUGAAGAUUACCAAGAUGCGGGAUCCCAAUAUGGUUGUGGCGUGUUCAGCAAAAGCUGAAUUGUUCCUACGGAAGAUGGCCAAACAAGGUUACAUACGAUAUACAGAGGGGACGGAGUUCGUGGAUACGCGUGAGGACUUAAUCGCAGACGGUGACCCAGAAGGAGGGGGGUUAAAGGAACUAGACGAGAAGAACAAGAAUACCAUUGAGGAGUACAGGGAUAUGAUCCUAUUCCGUUAUGGAUCUACCGGUGUAGUCCAGGUCCUCUCAAAGGCGGCUGAGAUAUUAGGGCUCGUACCAGUUUUCCCCGUACGAAACAUAUCGACCUUCAGUUCCGGCUCAGACACGAAGGUCGCAUUCAGAGAUUGUGUUCUUGUGAAAAAGAAUACAACUGUUGGUGAUGUCGCAAGGAAAGUGAUGGGCGAUGCGCCAAUCGCCUAUGUGGAAGGCGUCGGGAGCGUACGAGUAUCGGAGGACGCCGUUGUAUCGGUAGGCAAGAAUGAUGUUUUAUCAUUUAAAAUCGGUCGAGCAUAGCAAAUAUAAGACUUGAUCAAUGAUGUAGUGCUUCUGAUGCAUGAUACCGCAUAAACCAAGAUCGUGCAACAACUUAGGUGGGAUCUCACAUGGUGGUUGUUCCAUUCCAAAAUACUAACUUCGAUCAAUUCCGGUUUCUUGACCGCUCGCUAUAAAUCUAUUCCAAUCCUCACCGCAGAGCCAUAUAUAACGAUCGACAACUAAAAUUUGUCCUAUUUCGAAUUGGGAAGCGUAUAACGAAUGUUGGUAGCUAGUUAUAGUUUCGCAAACGUUGUGAUGUCACAUGCAAACUCAAAUUCGAUUGCAUUAAUAUAUAUAUGUUCAGUCAAAUG
This is a messenger RNA of Hypoxylon trugodes, 1742 nucleotides long. Its product is annotated as P-loop containing nucleoside triphosphate hydrolase protein. Gene Ontology annotation, molecular function: ATP hydrolysis activity; GTP binding. The coding region runs from base 160 to 1410 and encodes 416 amino acids. The transcript has 4 exons. Lineage: Eukaryota; Fungi; Ascomycota; Sordariomycetes; Xylariales; Hypoxylaceae. The record is from RefSeq and is a predicted model, not a curated record. Gene Ontology annotation, cellular component: cytoplasm.